Eremomyces bilateralis CBS 781.70 is the source of this 1785-nucleotide messenger RNA. RefSeq names its product peptide transporter PTR2-A. The record is from RefSeq and is a predicted model, not a curated record. NCBI's taxonomy places the organism in Eukaryota, Fungi, Ascomycota, Dothideomycetes, Eremomycetales, Eremomycetaceae. Gene Ontology annotation, molecular function: dipeptide transmembrane transporter activity; tripeptide transmembrane transporter activity. The transcript has 2 exons. The coding region runs from base 1 to 1785 and encodes 594 amino acids. Gene Ontology annotation, cellular component: plasma membrane; fungal-type vacuole. Gene Ontology annotation, biological process: transmembrane transport; oligopeptide transport.
AUGCAGCACCCAAAAGUGGAGGACGACGAUAGCGACGCCGAGUUAGAUCUCGAAGUCGAUGAACUCCUAAACCGCGACCGGUCCUCGAAUGAUGUCCCAAGCGACGGGGAGUUCGGGAUUGACGGGCGUGAGCCCAGCGACCUUGAGAAGCGCACACUCCGAAGGGUACCGGAUGCGCUUCCAAAAAGCGCGUUUCUCGUCGCCAUAGUCGAGCUAUGCGAGCGAUUUGCGUACUACGGUCUCAGCGGUCCGUUCCAAAACUACAUCAGCAACAAAUAUAACGAUCCAAACGGUAAUCCAGGGGCUCUGGGGCUGGGACAGACGUCGGCAACCGGCAUCCUCAACUUCUUCCAGUUCUGGUGUUAUUGUACUCCCAUUGUUGGGGCGAUCGUGGCCGAUCAAUACCUGGGGAAAUACCUGACGAUCGUCUAUUUUUCCAUAAUCUAUAUGAUUGGGAUCGUCGUUCUAUUCUUCACGUCACUACCAUACGCCAUUGAACAUGGCAUUGCCCUUCCGGGUCUCAUUGCCUCGAUGAUCGUCAUUGGCCUCGGAACAGGUGGGAUCAAAGCGAAUGUCGCGCCCCUUAUUGCUGAGCAGUAUCGUGGAACGCGAGCUUAUGUCAAGACACGCAACAAUGGCGAGCGCGUUAUCGUGGAUCCAGCGACAACUAUACAGCGGAUUUACAUGGUCUUCUACCUCUGCAUCAAUAUUGGGUCGUUAUCUGCAACACUUACGACCACACUAGAGAAGCAUGUGGGAUUCUGGUCUGCGUAUCUACUUCCGUUGAUCGCAUUCGGUAUUGGGUUCGUUAUCCUUAUUGGGGGGAAGAAGAAGUAUGUCGUUCGUCCGCCUCAAGGCAGUGUCAUCGUCCAUUGCGGGAAGGCUAUAUGGAUCGCCUUGAGGAACGGAGGAGACAUCAAUGCCGCAAAGCCCUCUCACCAGCGGAAUGUCGGUAAAGGAUAUAACACCCCUUGGGAUGACAUAUUCAUUGAGGAGUUGAAACGAGCCUUCAUCGCUUGUAAAGUCUUUCUCGUGUACCCUGUGUAUUGGUGUGUAUUCAGUCAGUUGCUCACAAACUUCGUUUCCCAAGCCGGACAAAUGGAACUCCAUGGCAUCCCCAACGACAUCAUGCAGAAUCUCGACCCUUUGGCUCUCGUCAUCAUCAUCCCGAUCCUCGACCGUGUCGGCUACCCUCUCCUUCGGCGGUGCGGCUUUCCCAUGCUGCCAAUGACCCGGAUAUUCCUUGGGUUCCUCCUCGGCUCCCUCGCCAUGGCGUACGCCGCGUUCGUCCAGCACCAGAUCUACGCUGCACCACCAUGCUAUGGCGCGCCGCUCAAAUGCGAUGCCGCUCGGCAACCCGACGGUAGCAUUCUACACAACAAAGUUCAUGUUGCCCUGCAAACGCCCGCAUACUUGAUCUUAGCUCUGUCCGAGGUCUUUGCAUCUGUGACGGGAUUAGAAUUCGCGUAUACGAAGGCGCCAGCUUCGAUGAAAUCAUUCAUCAUGUCUCUUUUCUUAUUGACGUCUGCUGGUGGCUCGCUGCUGGGUGCAUUGGUCUCUCCGUUUGCAAACGAUCCAAAUCUGGUCGGGCUAUAUAUUGGUAUUGGCACUGUUUGCUUCAUAUCUGGUUUGGUAUUCUGGGCAUUGUUCCGCAAAUACAACGACGCGGAGGAGUCUCUUAACGACCUAGAUCAUAUCAUAGACAAGGUUGCGGUGGUCAGAGGAGUCCCUGAAUUGGCCGUACCACUUCAGUCCCUCAGAAACAAAUACGAGGGGUCGUCGUAA